Lacerta agilis (Sand lizard) is the source of this 2370-nucleotide messenger RNA. RefSeq names its product LIM domain kinase 2 (gene LIMK2). Gene Ontology annotation, biological process: protein phosphorylation; actin cytoskeleton organization. Gene Ontology annotation, cellular component: nucleus; cytoplasm. Gene Ontology annotation, molecular function: protein serine/threonine kinase activity; protein binding; ATP binding. NCBI's taxonomy places the organism in Eukaryota, Metazoa, Chordata, Lepidosauria, Squamata, Lacertidae. The record is from RefSeq and is a predicted model, not a curated record.
AGGGGGCGGGGUACCGCCUGAAGGUCCAGGUGCGUCGUCGUCGUCGGUGUCCUCUCUGAGGCGGAGGGAGAUGUGGCCCACCCCCCACUCCGUAGGGGCCGGAUAACGUCACCCUCGCUUGCGCGGCUGGGUUUCGCUGAGGGGAAGCUCGGAGGAGGUUGUCCGGCCGGGGCGAUGGACGGGGGGCUCGUAGCCGGGCCAGCGGCAGCGGCAGCAGCAGCAGCAACAACGGGUGAAGAGGAAUGGCGGUGCCUGGGAUGUGGGGACAGCAUUGCAGCCGGCCAGCGACUCUACAGGACUGUUAAUGAGGCAUGGCACAUUUCCUGUUUCCGUUGCUCCGAGUGCCAGGACCUCCACAACUGGUACUACGAAAAGGAUGGGAAACUCUACUCACAAGACUACUGGAGGAAAUUUGGCGAGUCUUGCCACGGCUGCUCUCUGCUGAUGACUGGGCCAGUCAUGGUGGCUGGUGAAUACAAGUACCACCCAGAAUGCUUUGCGUGUAUGAGCUGCAAGGUGAUAAUUGAAGAUGGCGACACGUAUGCAUUGGUGCAGCACUCUGCCCUCUACUGUGGCAAAUGCCAUAACCAGAUUGUUCUGACGCCGAUGAUUGAGAGGUUGUCCACAGAGUUCCUGUGUGAACAGCUGCCCUACACACUGACCCUCAUCUCCAUGCCUGCGGCCACUGAUGGCAAGCGAGGAUUCACGGUGGCUGUCGAAGGUGGCUGCUCAACCUAUGCCACUAGCGUCCAAGUGAAAGAAGUCAACCGUCUGCAUAUUAGUCCUGAUGUCCAGAACGCUAUUCACCCUGGAGACAAGAUCCUGGAGAUCAAUGGGACCCCAAUUCGCACACUACAAACAGAAGAGGUAGAGGACCUGAUUCGCAAGACAAGCCAAACCCUCCAGCUGUUGAUCGAGCAUGACCCUGUCUCUCAGCGCCUCGACAGACUGCGUCUGGAUGCCCGGCUGCCCGGACGGACGAAAAAGCCCUCCUCAACCUGCCCCAUAUCAGCUCUGGACCUGAAGGAGAACCUGGAAGGAACACUGCGGCGUCGCUCCCUCAGGCGAAGCAACAGCAUCUCCAAGUCCCCCGGCCCCAGCUCCCCAAAGGAACCGCUCCUCCUCAGCCGGGAUAUCAGCCGUUCCGAAUCGCUCCGCUCAUCCACAAGUGGUUCUCAGCAGAUCUUCCGCCCCUGUGAUCUGAUCCAUGGGGAGGUUUUGGGAAAAGGCUUCUUUGGCCAGGCUAUCAAGGUGACUCACAAAGCAACAGGGAAAGUGAUGGUGAUGAAGGAGCUGAUCCGUUGUGAUGAGGAAACGCAGAAGACCUUCUUGACAGAGGUGAAGGUGAUGCGCAGCUUGGAUCACCCCAACGUCCUGAAAUUCAUUGGCGUGCUGUACAAGGACAAGAAGCUGAACCUUCUCACAGAGUACAUUGAAGGCGGGACUCUGAAGGAUUUCCUCCGGAACAUGGAUCCAUUUCCCUGGGAGCAGAAGGUCAGCUUUGCUAAAGGAAUUGCCUCAGGAAUGGCUUACCUCCACUCGAUGUGCAUCAUCCACCGAGAUCUGAACUCCCACAACUGCCUGAUCAAGCUGGACAAGACUGUGGUGGUUGCAGACUUUGGCCUCUCCCGGCUGAUUGUAGAGGAGAGGAAGAAGCCCACCCUGGAGAAGCCAUCGGCCAAGAAGUGGACCCUGCGCAAGAGUGACCGGAAGAAACGCUACACAGUGGUGGGGAACCCCUACUGGAUGGCACCAGAGAUGCUGAACGGGCAGAGCUAUGAUGAGACAGUGGACAUAUUUUCCUUUGGGAUUGUGCUCUGCGAGAUCAUUGGACAAGUGUAUGCCGAUCCAGAUUGCCUCCCCCGCACUCUGGAUUUUGGCCUCAACGUGAAGCUCUUCUGGGAGAAGUUUGUUCCCACAGACUGCCCUCCGGCCUUCUUCCCCCUGGCAGCCAUCUGCUGCAGGCUAGAGCCAGAGAGCAGGCCCCCAUUUUCCAAACUGGAGGAUUCUUUUGAAGCCCUUUCCUUGUACCUGGGAGAGCUGGGAAUCCCUCUUCCGUCAGAACUAGAAGAGCUGGAUCACAACGUCAGCAUGCAGCAUGGGCUGAUCCGGGAUAAGCUACCUGAAAACCUCACCUAAUCCUCAAGACCUGUGCACACUUUCCAUAACUUGCCUGUGGGGAGGGAGUGGGGCAGCAGGGGCAUGAGGGAGAGAGAGAGAGCUUGUCUGAAUCCUCACAGGACAUUAACAAGGCACCCAUUUGCCUUCCGUCGCAUCACCUUGGACUACCUUCCUCCUGUGGAUUUGUGGCAUGUUCUGGUAGCAGAAUCCUGUGCUGCUUGUGACUUUUUAGUACUGACACUCUCUAGC